Molecule: messenger RNA, 1040 nt
Organism: Syngnathus acus (greater pipefish)
Lineage: Eukaryota; Metazoa; Chordata; Actinopteri; Syngnathiformes; Syngnathidae
Gene: dctn6
Product: dynactin subunit 6
Exons: 7
Coding region: 111-674 (187 amino acids)
Biological process (GO): mitotic spindle organization
Cellular component (GO): dynactin complex
Molecular function (GO): dynein complex binding
Source: RefSeq, a predicted model, not a curated record
UUUGCGCAUGCCCAUUAACUUCAACGGUAAGGACGUCAAGUCGAUUAUCGAGUGCUGUUUUAUAGUCGAGUAUCGAGCAAGGCGACUCCCUUCUGAUUCCAUCCAUUACAAUGGCGGAUAAACAAAACGCUCAGAAAAGCGUCAAGAUUGCAGCAGGAGCUGUGGUGUGUGUUGAAAGUGAAAUUAAGGGGGAUGUCACUAUAGGCCCAAGGACAGUGGUCCACCCAAAAGCACGAAUUAUUGCAGAAGCAGGGCCCAUUGUAAUUGGAGAAGGCAACCUGAUCGAGGAACAAGCUGUCAUUAUUAACAGUUACCCAGAAAACAUCACACCAGAUGUUGAAGUGGAACCAAAGACGAUGACCAUUGGUAUCAACAAUGUAUUUGAAGUUGGCUGCUUGUCACAAGCCCUUAAAAUUGGAGACAACAAUGUAAUAGAAUCAAAAGCUGAUGUAGGUAGGAACGUCAUCCUAACUAGUGGCUGCAUCAUCGGGGCCUUCUGCCAGGUGAACACCUGUGAGGUCAUACCCGAGAACACGGUCAUUUAUGGUUCUGGAUGUAUGAGGCGGGUGCAGACUGAGAGACCACAGCCUCAAACACUUCAGCUCGAUUUCUUAAUGAAGAUUUUGCCCAACUACCAUCACUUGAAGAAAACCAUAAAAGUCAGCCAUAGUUAAGUUAUCAUAAUUCAAGUUGGAAUUGUGAAUAGCAAAAUACGAAGUAGCUCAAGAUAAAAAGUCAAUGUAAAAAAAUCAACUUUAUUUUCAUCAGUACUUUUUCCUUACUGGUAUUUUAUACUAACCUCAACACCUUUAUGCCACUGCGCUAACUAAUAUGAUCUGAUAAAUUAAAUAUGCUCAAUUUUGCACUCAUGUUUUGUAUUACAUUAGAGUAGUUUUCAUUAUGGCUACCAGAUCUUUGCUUUUGUUGGUAAUUGUCUUCUACUCACCAUUAGCAUGGAAGGUUUGCUAAUGUAGUAUCAUCCUGCAUAUUUAUUCUACAAAAAUAAAAAUGCAAAAUUACAAGAAAUUUAGAAAAUGUUA